AAUUAGCCGUCACGUCAUCAAUCAACAGGUGGCUGCAGGGAGCGCCUCACGUUCUUCUCAGCGGCGUUUUGUUUAUUUCCUUUAUGUCCACAUUUAAGAGUUAAUAACUAUCAUGGAGCGCAUAAGUUUGUGUUUUUCUUGUUCUUUGUACUUUCUUGGCAUAAUGUACAUCGCCAAAGCUUACACUCAUGGGAACGGGGGUCACCUAGAAUAUAGCAAUGUCGUAUCCACGGAGCAGAAAGUCCGUGCCAUGCAACCCAUGCCAGGCGGCGUCAGGCCGUGGACAGAAGACAGUGAGUUUAUAAAGAAUCCUCCGGUUAUGCGACCAUAUCACGUUUUCCCGAUGUUCCAACAUGUUCCAGUUCCUCUCGUUGAAAUGGAGCUGUUUAGACCUGUCUCCGGGAGACGACACUUACCAAACCUUUUAACUAGCCUUCUAAUUCCUCAAGUGAACCCCCAGUUCACCCAAGUGUCUCCCGUGCGUAAUGCUCGUGGCGUAGAGGUUUGGUGUGGUUACAGUAAGAUCUCGGUGCGCAUGAAUAAGAAUGGACUGGGCUUCAGAGGUUCACCGUCUUCAUUUCAUCUGGGAAAAUGUCCUGUCUCUCGCUCCGACAAGAACUUCUUAUAUUUCCAUUACGACCUCAAUGACUGCGAUAGCUCUUUAACGAUGAUGAACGGCCAGAUCAUGUAUUCUAACACGGUGCGCUACACACCAGAGCCUCAAGGGACAGUCAUCCGGGCGGUGCCCCUUACGUUAAACAUCCAGUGCCUAUACAAUAGAUUUCAUUAUUCUUACAAAAUAGGCUUCCUGCCUGUGGUGAGGGAGCGCAUGUUUCACAAGAUUUUUGAGCGCAGUGCCAAGUUUAGUAUUUCUGUGUGUAAUGAACACUGGGAAAGACUUGAGGAAAAUGGGAGUUUUGUGCUUGGGGAGCCCAUGUAUUUUGAAGUCAGUGCUGCUCAUACUUCUAAGGACGAAAGGAUUUUUGUUGACUCCUGCUAUGCAACAGCAUCCAAAGACCCAAAGUCCACUCCACAACACAGUGUUAUUAGUAAUUAUGGGUGUAUGGAGGACAGCAGAAGACAAGGAAGUCUCUCUCGCUUUCUCCAAAGACAGUCAAAGAUUAUAAGGUUUUCAGUUGAUGCCUUUUUACUCCCCCAAGUUACUGGCACGCACUUUUACCUGCAUUGCACAAUAUCGGUUCACAAUGCCACAAGUGCCACAGCAAAGUCCUGUACUUAUAACAAUGCAGAGAGAAGGUGGGACGAACUCUACAAUGAUGCAUCCGUUUGUGCUUGUUGUGAUUCGACAUGUGAAAUUGAAGUAACUUCUUAUUUGCCUCGUAUGACACAAUCUAUGAUAACAAGUCUACCCUGGAUUUUGGACAAGAACAAACAAUCGUUAAUAAAGACUAAGGAAGGAUUGGCCGGUGUUCAGGAGGACACAGAGGAGGUGAAGGUCAAGAGCGCAGAAGGAAUCGGUGAAGAGGAAGAUGAUGAUGGUUACACUGUGGAGAUUGUGACUGAUACUGAAAAACAAAUGGAAGCAAAAGAAGAAAAUGAACAGAUGCCCAUCAAAGACUUAGAUGAGGAUGUAGAAGUAAUUGUUGGGACAGAGGAAACAACUGCUACAGAGUUAAAGGAACAGGAGGAUGAUCGUUCUGGAAAAGUAAUGUCUGUUAGGGAACAGAUGGAUAUGGUUGUACAGUUCAAGGAGGAUGCUGGGAGACUCAAGAACACAAGUAGAACUGAACAGCCUAAAGUUCGGUUAAUAGAAGAGCUUUUGGAAGAUGUUAAAGAUGACAAAGUGUCCAGAAAGAGUGAACAAAAUGAACUGAUUUACAAGACCAGAGAAGAACUGUCCAAAGAUGAAAUACAGCCUGAAGGUUUGGAGAAGAACAUGCAUGUACGAAGCACAGUACCCUCACACAUGGUGAUAGAUGAAGAGAUAUUUUUAAAUGCCAAACAAGAACCAAUUGAGUGGAAUAAAGAUGAACAAUAACUAACCCAGAGAGCGAGAAAUGGGGGACUGAUGUUUGAGAUCGUUCCAGGGUCUCAAAGGAUCCUUGAUGGACUUUUUUUUGGAGUUGCAUCUCUCAGCAUACUUAAAGUCAGUGUUUGAUCAUGGAUUCAACUGAAUUCAGGAAUGUGCAAUGCAUAAUAUAAUGACAUCCAGGUGUUAUUCAUGCAAAUGGAAUCCGUCAGUAAUGACAUCCACUGUAUUGUCAUCAGAAUAUUAAAACAAUUUGGAUUGAU
This is a messenger RNA of Ctenopharyngodon idella (grass carp), 2253 nucleotides long. RefSeq names its product zona pellucida glycoprotein 3d tandem duplicate 1 (gene zp3d.1). Gene Ontology annotation, cellular component: extracellular matrix. Lineage: Eukaryota; Metazoa; Chordata; Actinopteri; Cypriniformes; Xenocyprididae. Gene Ontology annotation, molecular function: acrosin binding. The record is from RefSeq and is a predicted model, not a curated record. Gene Ontology annotation, biological process: binding of sperm to zona pellucida; egg coat formation; positive regulation of acrosome reaction. The transcript has 9 exons. Bases 113 to 1999 code for a protein of 628 amino acids.